Messenger RNA from Microthlaspi erraticum, 1473 nucleotides. The record is from the annotation of a GenBank genome assembly. NCBI's taxonomy places the organism in Eukaryota, Viridiplantae, Streptophyta, Magnoliopsida, Brassicales, Brassicaceae.
AUGGCUUUCGCAAGAUUCAUUGCCCAAAUAAUCAGGUUGAGAGCGCAUUUCCCUGAUUAUGCCAUAAAGAAAGUCAGGCUUGAUAAUGCUGGUGAAUUCACUUCAGCAGCCUUUAAUGACUUUUGUAUGUCUGUGGGAAUCGAUGUUGAACAUCCGGUUCCGCACGUUCAUACGCAAAAUGGCAUGGCUGAGUCAUUAAUAAAGCGGUUGCAGUUAAUUGCAAGACCGUUAAUCUUGAGAACAAAACUCCCAAUCACUGUAUGGGGACAUGCAAUAUUGCAUGCGGGAGCCUUGGUUCAAGUGAGACCAAGUGCUUAUAAUAAAUUUUCGCCCAUACAGUUGGCAUUUGGAAAUAUGCCAAAUAUAUCCCAUCUCCGGGUAUUCGGGUGUGCGGUCUAUAUCCCAAUAGCGCCACCACAGAGAUCAAAAAUGGGACCACAGAGGAGAUUGGGAAUAUAUGUCGGCCACUUUGAUGAAAAUGAAUUCCCUGCGUUAGGGGGAGGGUCGAGAGAAUCACCAAAUGAUAUCACCAAAUGGUGUACACACUCUUUGGCUUAUCUUGAUCCUCCUUCUAAUCAACGCGAGGUGGAAGUUCAGAAAAUUAUACAUAUGCAAAGAUUGGCUAACCAGUUGCCCAUGAGUUCAGAUACGAAAAGGGUGACGAAGUCCUAUAUCCCCGCUGCUAAUGCUCCAUCAAAAAUAGAAGUUCCUCAUGAACAUUUUGAUGUGAAUAGAGCAAGUGAACCGGUUCCUGAUGAACCGAAAUGUCUUGAAGACAUUUCCGAACAGGUUCUUGUAGAACCUGAUAAAGAGGUUCGUCAAGAUGACGAACCAGAGACAGAAAAAUUUGAGAUUUCCAUCUCCUUCGCCCAAAGUGGAAAAAUAUGGGCUAGAAGUGAAAUAGAUGAUGAUGGAAUGUUCUCUUUUUCUGUAGCUAAAGAGAUCGAUCAUGAAAAUGAUGAUCCAGAUCCAACUUCCGUGUCAGAGUGCCAAAAGAGGCCGGACUGGGAGAAAUGGCAAAUGGCCAUGAAGAAUGAAAUAUUCUCUCUCAAUAAACGGACUGUAGUUCAAUGGUCAAUAGAUCGCUUGAUGUUAACAAGGAUCCAUUUCGACCUAUUGAAGAUUCUGAAAAAUGUUAGGUCUGAAGUACCUUACAUGAGCGCCAUCGGGGCACUUAUGUAUCUUGCAAAUUGCACUACAUCAGAUAUAGCUUUUGCUACUAAUCUGCUUGCAAGAUACAGCUCAUCGCCUACCAGAAGACAUUGGAACGGAAUAAAACAUAUAUUCCGUUAUCUUCAAGAUGCUGGCUACUUGUCUGAUCCGCAUAAGGCUCGAUCGCAAACCGGUUAUGUUUUCACAUACGGUGGAACCGCGAUCUCUGGCGUUCCCAAAAACAAACUUUGGUUGCAACGUCUUCAAAUUAUGCGGAAAUCAUUGCUCUCCAUGAAGCAUGCAGAGAGUGUGUAUGGUUGA